AUGUUGACACCGCAGCCGGAGGGUUUACCGUGUGAGGAAGCAGCAGCUCUCGUUUCCGGCGCGUCCUUCGUCACAAAGGCCUCAUGGUCGCCUACAGAACCACAGUUUGAGCAUCUUAAUACCGUAACCGAUCGAGACCAUUUUGUUUUCUUCACGAUCGUUUGCCACCUGGUCUUUGACCUCCUCUCCCAACCGGUCUCGCUUUACUGCGUCUGUCGGGCAAAAGUCUUUCGGCAGGAGGAGAGUUUUUGGCUCUCCCAGGACCGACGGCCUUGCACAGAGGACAAUCAUCUUCAACUGACCGACGUAAUGGACUUUUCUUGUCGCCUACAGCCUAUGCACCGUAUUUGA
Messenger RNA from Dibothriocephalus latus, 351 nucleotides. The record is from the annotation of a GenBank genome assembly. Lineage: Eukaryota; Metazoa; Platyhelminthes; Cestoda; Diphyllobothriidea; Diphyllobothriidae.